Messenger RNA from Hippocampus zosterae (dwarf seahorse), 1003 nucleotides. RefSeq names its product centromere protein W (gene cenpw). The coding region runs from base 202 to 429 and encodes 75 amino acids. The record is from RefSeq and is a predicted model, not a curated record. Gene Ontology annotation, molecular function: protein heterodimerization activity; DNA binding. Gene Ontology annotation, biological process: kinetochore assembly; mitotic cell cycle; chromosome segregation. Gene Ontology annotation, cellular component: nucleoplasm; kinetochore. NCBI's taxonomy places the organism in Eukaryota, Metazoa, Chordata, Actinopteri, Syngnathiformes, Syngnathidae. The transcript is spliced from 3 exons.
UUCACGUUUCCUUUGUUCAGCAUACGUCAACAAAUAUGAUACAUUGUGUUUGACUUUAACGGCAGUAAAGAGAAAACAGACACUCUGACUAACCGAAGAAGAAGAAGAAUGCUCACCAGUGAAGUCGAGCAAGCGGGCUAUUUGAAAACGUAAACUCGUCUUUUCCUGCUCGCGUUUUCAAUCCCGCAAACAUUUUCCGUCAUGCCGGGCAAACUGCCGAGACUCAAGCAAAGAGUCAAAUCCAAGAUGAAGACUAACAUUAAUGUGAGGCCGGCGUCGGGAUCAAUGAUGGAGCUCCUCGCUGUGCUUUUCCUCAACAAUUUGGCCCAAGAAGCAAAAGCCAAAGCGUUUGAGGAGAGAUCCGCAACGAUUCGGGCCCACCACGUCAAAGCAGUCGUCAAGAGGGUGCUGAAAAAUGCCAGAGGAUGAAGACCAUGUUUUUAUAAUCAUUUCGCCCACCGGGAAGUCCUUUAUUUUUUUCCGUCUGCUUAUCUAAUGGUGCUUCACUUAGAUUUUCUCAAUUCAAAUGAUCUGUUCCUUCCCUUUUUGCUUUAACUUUGUGUAAUAUUCUUCAAUGUCUCAACUCAUCUGUUUUCUGUUGUGUAUUUUGUUCGAAUACGUAAUAUUUUCUGGUGAUGUGUUUGAUGUCCAGCUGGAAUUUAUAAGGGUAUUAUUCAUUUCUGGGGGUGUUUGAAAGUCUCCUUUUUAGCCGUACUGUCAAAUCAUAAAAUACUGUUUUUCUUCUUCUUUAUUUUCCUAAUGUAGUGUAUUGUAUAUUGUCAUAUGAUAAGAAAACCUUUAUUUGUCUCACAAUGGAGAAAUUUGCAAUUUACAGCACCAACAUUGAAAAAUAUAGUUUUCCCUAUUAUGUGUCUCGUAAAUGUCAACUGUCUCCUAAAACUCCAACCUUUUGAGGAAUAGCAUGUAUUGUAUUGACUAAUUGUGUACAUAUGCAACUGACCUUCAUUUUUGUAAUAAAAAUAAAUCUAUAAAUAAAAACAAU